This is a messenger RNA of Chlamydomonas reinhardtii, 2012 nucleotides long. RefSeq lists its product as uncharacterized. The record is from RefSeq and is a predicted model, not a curated record. The transcript is spliced from 3 exons. Bases 105 to 344 code for a protein of 79 amino acids. Lineage: Eukaryota; Viridiplantae; Chlorophyta; Chlorophyceae; Chlamydomonadales; Chlamydomonadaceae.
GGUUUGCAAACCCAUGAUCAGCCGUUAGGGUAUCUUCAAAACACUUUACGCCUCGUGCUGUCCAUAAAGACUUACUUCACCGGGUGGACGAGGGUCCAGCGGAAAUGUCGCGGGCAAUUCGCGGCAAGCCGCGCAAGGAGACGAAGGAGGAAGCCAAAGCUCGGAAGCUCCUCAACCGCGAAGCUCAUACCAAAGCUCGCUGGGCUUUCGUUGCGCUUCUCGUCGCCUUCGUCCUGGUGGUAGUAGUGACGGCGUUCAUAGCAAUGCGGCCCAUUCCGCCAGGAGAGGUCCUGCGGUCACGUAUCCGCAGGGGGCGGCGGCGUGCAGCCGCAGACGCUGCGUAAUGCAUGGCAUCAUGUGUCGAGAACUGGUGAGCUAUAUACUGCUCUCGGCGCUGGUAAUAUGCAUGGGCUGGCAGCUUGGCUGGUCGUGUCUUGCAGCUGCAUUUUGGGGCAUGUCGCAGUGUACUGACAAGAUAUGUGGUUGACAUGCUGACUAACGGACUGGACAUCCGUGUAUGUUGGGAGCAUUCUAAGCAAAGGGCAACAUUUUGGCUGUGGCAACCGGCACUGAAAUGUGCUGUUGGCGAAUAAGUAUACCGAAGGUGGAGUGUGUGUAGAGUGGCCUGGUGGAGUUGUGUGUGGAUUAAGUUCGUGGGGACGCUGUGGGUAUGGGGGUCAAUUCACGGUAGCCAUUGGGUGGCAGCUGCAGUUGCAGGUAACGGUAUGGCCUUUCCUGCUGCCUGUGGACUUGUCCAUCGUGUGCUGGCCCACCUGGGAAGGAGAAUUGCGCCCAGCACUGCAGGGAGGACUGGGCAGUGGACUUGUCCACCGUGUGUUGGCCCGCCUGGGAAGGAGAAUUGCGCCCAGCACUGCAGGGAGGACUGGGCAGUGGGAGGUCAUUUGCAGUUACUUACGUUUGCUAAUGAACGUGGGAUUUCCACAAGUGGGAAUAGGAAGGACAAGCAAGCAUGCAGUCGCCUUGCAUGCCUGCUCAAGGACCAAACGUGGUACCGGAUGGCGUAUGUUCAAUACUGUGGCAUGUGCCUCGGGCCCCUGGCUCCACGCUGACAUACUGGAAUUCCAGGGUGCUGUGAGCUACCGGAACUGAAAUUCACCAGUUUUAGGAUUGCGUUUACAACCACCCUAGGGGUGACCCCACAGUGGAUGGCCCCGUGACCCGUGUCCUGGACAUCCCGCGUAAGCCGUGGGACCGGCGUUCGACCAGCCGCGCGCUCAUGCACUGUUGCGUUGUCGCUGCGGGAAUGUAUGGGGAUGGCUGUGGGUUUCCUGCCGGAGGAGGCUCUAAGUGCCUUCUCUCGUGAGGAGUUGUGGUUAGUGCGCCCGCCUGCGGGGCUUGCGCCACCUGUGUGGGAUGUGGUGUGUCUCGCUGCUAUGUCUGCCCUGGACUUUGGUCGGCAGCGUGUGGUUAUGGCCGGGUUGGCGGCGCGAGCGAAGCUGCCGUCGGCCCGGGUGCUGAGCAUUGGACUUGCCGUCGUAGCUGACUUCUGGGGUCGUCUCCAGACGUUUGUGACUUUGGGUAUCAGGCCAAAGGGUUGGGACGCUGUGCCGUUUGCGCAUCCUUUCAUAUCUCGGGCUGUUGGUGACGGCAUGGUUUUGCGCUUGCCGUAUGACGCUGCUUCCCCGCCUCCCUCGCCGUAAGAGGUUGUGCGUGGUUGGUGGCUUUGUGUGUGGGCAGGAUGCACGUGUGGGCGACCGUUCUCGUACCUGGACGCUUGCGCCCUGGUUAGUGCGUGCGCUGUGCGUGUGUCCUGCGGCCUAGACGUUUCCCGGCACUCCUGUGCCUAGGCUUGUGACGUUGAGGCACAGCGGUGGGGCUCUGGCGGGUUGAGGCUUGGCUAGGACUCACUGUGCGCGAAGUCACACGGACUUUGCCCGCGGGAGGGUUUGCAGCAAAGUCGGGGUUGGUGGAGUCAAGUUGGGCCCUGAUAGCAUGUGAUGGCUCGGCGUCUUCGGGUGCUGGGACUGUCCCCUCUGUAACAUCCGCAUUCA